Molecule: messenger RNA, 6137 nt
Organism: Miniopterus natalensis
Lineage: Eukaryota; Metazoa; Chordata; Mammalia; Chiroptera; Miniopteridae
Source: RefSeq, a predicted model, not a curated record
GCCGCUCACCCUUCGCCGCCACGAUGGGGGAGAACGACGCCGCGCUCCGGGCCGGCGGCAGGGGGCUCUCGGACCCGUGGGCAGACUCCGUGGGGGUGAGACCCCGCACCACCGAGCGCCACAUCACGGUGCACAAGCGGCUCGUCCUGGCCUUCGCCGUGUCCAUCGUGGCGCUGCUCGCGGUCACCAUGCUCGCCGUGCUGCUCAGCUUGCGCUUCGACGACUGCGGGCGAGACAGUGGGGAACUGGUCACUGUGGACAUUCCUCCUACCACUGUUUGUUAUGCCGCCCAAGCAGAGUUCAAAAGACAGGGAGAGGAAGGAGCAGAGCCCCUUCGCCAUGAAGAAGAGAGUGAAGAGAAAGGCUGUGGUAUUUUACAGCUCGACAAGCCCCAUGCUUGGUUCAGAUUCCUUGGUGUUACUCAGUUUUCUCCUACACAUGCCAGAAAGGCAUUUCCUUGUUUUGAUGAGCCCAUCUACAAGGCAACGUUUAAAAUCAGCAUCAAGCAUCAAGCAACCUACUUAUCUUUAUCUAACAUGCCUGUGGAAACAUCUGUGUUUGAGGAAGAUGGAUGGGUUACGGAUCACUUUUCACAGACCCCUCUCAUGUCCACAUAUUACUUAGCCUGGGCUAUCUGCAACUUCACAUACAGAGAAACUAUCACCAAGAGCGGUGUUGUAGUACGAUUAUAUGCAAGACCCGACGCUAUCAGAAGAGGAUCUGGGGACUAUGCUCUUCAUAUAACAAAGAGACUAAUAGAAUUCUAUGAGGACUACUUUAAAGUGCCCUACUCCUUGCCAAAACUAGAUCUUUUAGCUGUGCCUAAGCAUCCGUAUGCUGCUAUGGAGAACUGGGGACUAAGUAUUUUUGUGGAACAGAGAAUACUGCUGGAUCCCAGUGUGUCAUCUAUUUCUUAUUUGCUGGAUGUCACCAUGGUCAUUGUUCAUGAGAUAUGUCACCAGUGGUUUGGUGACCUCGUGACUCCAGUUUGGUGGGAAGACGUGUGGCUGAAGGAAGGCUUUGCUCACUACUUUGAAUUUGUUGGUACAGACUACCUCUACCCGGGCUGGAACAUGGAAAAGCAGCGCUUCCUGACGGAUGUUCUGCAUGAGGUGAUGCUGCUGGACGGCUUGGCCAGUUCCCAUCCAGUGUCGCAGGAAGUGCUCCAGGCGACAGACAUCGACAGGGUGUUUGACUGGAUCGCCUAUAAAAAGGGUGCUGCUUUAAUUAGAAUGCUGGCUAAUUUUAUGGGCCAUUCAGUAUUUCAGAGGGGUUUGCAAGAUUAUUUAACCAUCCAUAAGUAUGGCAAUGCAGCCAGAAAUGAUCUCUGGAAUACGCUUUCCGAGGCUUUAAAAAGGAAUGGAAAAUAUGUAAAUAUACAAGAAGUAAUGGACCAGUGGACACUCCAGAUGGGUUAUCCUGUUAUCACCAUCUUGGGAAAUACAACAGCAGAAAAUUGGAUAAUAAUCACCCAACAACAUUUUAUUUAUGACAUCAGUGCUAAAACUAAAGCACUCACGCUUCAAAAUAACAGUUACCGGUGGCAGAUUCCAUUAACUAUUGUGGUAGGAAACAGAAGCCAUGUGUCUUCAGAAGCAAUUAUUUGGGUGUCAAACAAAUCAGAGCACCACAGAAUAACUUAUUUUGACAAAGGAAGCUGGUUGCUUGGGAACAUCAAUCAAACUGGCUAUUUUCGAGUCAACUAUGAUUUAAGGAAUUGGAGAUUAUUAAUUGAUCAAUUAAUCAGGAACCAUGAGGUUCUCUCUGUCAGUAAUCGAGCCGGUUUGAUCGACGAUGCCUUCAGCCUGGCCAGAGCUGGCUAUUUGCCUCAGAAUAUUCCCCUGGAGAUGAUCAGAUACCUGUCUGCGGAGAAAGAUUUUCUUCCUUGGCACGCAGCCAGCCGAGCUCUUUACCCGCUGGAUAAAUUACUGGACCGCAUGGAGAAAUACAAUGUCUUCAAUGAAUAUAUUUUAAAGCAAGUUGCAACAACGUACAUCAAGCUUGGAUGGCCAAAAAACAAUUUUAAUGGAUCUCUUGUUCAAGCGUCCUACCAACAUGAAGAACUACGCCGAGAAGUUAUAAUGCUGGCCUGCAGUUUUGGCAACAAGCACUGUCACCAACAGGCAUCAACACUUAUUUCAGAUUGGAUUUCCAGCAACAGGAACAGAAUACCACUAAAUGUUAGAGACAUCGUCUACUGUACAGGAGUUUCACUGCUCGAUGAGGACGUCUGGGAGUUCAUAUGGAUGAAAUUCCACUCCACCACGGCAGUUUCCGAGAAGAAAAUAUUAUUGGAAGCCUUAACUUGCAGUGAUGACAGGAAUUUAUUAAAUAGACUUCUGAAUCUGUCACUGAAUUCUGAGGUGGUGCUGGAUCAAGAUGCCAUUGACGUGAUAAUCCAUGUAGCUCGAAAUCCACAUGGCCGGGACCUUGCCUGGAAGUUCUUUAGAGAUAAGUGGAAGAUAUUAAAUACCAGGUAUGGAGAGGCAUUAUUUAUGAAUUCCAAACUUAUCAGUGGAGUUACAGAAUUUCUCAAUACUGAAGGUGAACUCAAAGAGCUAAAGAACUUCAUGAAGAACUAUGAUGGAGUAGCUGCUGCCUCUUUCUCAAGAGCCGUGGAAACUGUUGAAGCCAAUGUGCGCUGGAAAAUGCUUUACCAAGACGAGCUUUUCCAAUGGUUAGGAAAAGCUCUGAGACACUAGGAGGUGUCUCAUAAACAACUCAACUCAGAAUUUCUGUGAGAAGCCCUACUUUAUGCAGAAUGAGGAAAAUUGCCAGAUUUUCAGUGUUAACGUGUGGGAGGAAUUUUUUUUUAAUUGUUGAUUUUGGGGGAUUUUGUUUGUUUGUUUCAUUCAUUCUGUUUUGUUUCUCCAUUGGGCGUUCUUCUUUAAAGAAACUCUUGCAAAUGAAACUAGCCAUGACUGCUUCAGCUGUACAUUCCUUGCUCUACAGGACCAAAUAUGAUAGUGGUGCAUGUUGGUGUUGCAGUCAAUUUGGAAAAAACAUACUCAGAAUAUUUUGUGCAUGGUCGUAUGGUCCUGCCUGUGUUCCAGCAUGCUUAUUUAAAAUGUCCAAUGUUGUAUGUUACACAUGUUACAUCCAGGAUGGGCAUUAUGCAAAAGCACAAAGAUUAUCUAUGACAAUCAGUGUUGCAAUGAAAGAAAAACUAAAAAAGGAAAUUAUAUUCUCAGUCUUGGGCAGUGUAAGAGGUAAAAUAGCCCUUUAAGUGAUCAAGGUCACUUAUUUCAGCACAUGGAUUGUCUUGCAAUGAUUAUUGUGUUGUUAACUCAUUUUUUGAGUUAAAGUUGUGUAUAUGUUUAAAAAAGGCAUAUAGAUAGUGUAUGCAUAUGUAUAUGUACAUAGGGAAACCCCAUAUGUAUAUAGUAUGUUGUACACUGCACCUCUGCAAAGAAUCUCUUCAGAUUAAGGACAAUUUAUCUCUUUUUAUAAACUUCUGCAAACUUUGAAAAGGCUGAAAAGAAUUUAUCUCAACACUAUCUUUCUGGACAAUUUCCUAAGUUUCUCAACUGUUAUAAAUUUGUUUCAUCUACUUCCUUAACGGUGGUCUAUUCUACUACAUAAAAAAUGGAUUCAAACAAAAUUUAUGUAUAAACACUUUUCUAAUUCUCCUAAGUGGCAGCCUUGCAUUCUAAAUAUAAAUUAUGUCAUCAUUUUGGUCAAACUUCCUAUUGCAUAAAUUGUGCAUACUUAAUAAUUAUUAGUGCUGCAAAAAAUAUUUAUUUUUUCAUCUUGUUUGUAUUUCCAGCUCACGUUGGGUGGUCCAGAGAGUUAAACACUCUCUGUGUGUCGGUUUUGUGUCUGUGAAUCUAAUCCUCCAUUAAGCAACCAUACCUCAAGUGGGUCUAUUAGCCCUUAAUGACCCUUAAUGCCAGUUGUGCCAUCCAUAUGUUAAAAUUAAGUCCAAAAGUUACUUUUCUUGAGCAAAACUUUUUCUUUGGCAUGGACAACACUUUUCUUUUUGUUAUGUAACGCAGAUUUUUUAAAUGGUAUUCUCACACUGUGAGCCAGCUCUCCAAGCAUAGCUUAGAUGCUCCAAACUGACAUAUUUUAAGUUUCUCAUUAUAAAAUACCAAUACAACUACUGUACAUAAGCCAAAUGUUUGUGAACCACUUUCUAUUUUCCUGAGGUUUUUACUCUUCCAAACCUCCUUCAAAUCUUAUUGCAGAUCACUGAAAGAAAAUAUUCUAACUCUAAUAGUUGGUGAACACUAGCCAAAAAAACAAAAACAAACAAAAGAAACUCAGGUAUUUUAGAAACCUGAGCCAUAGAUUUAUUAGAGGUUUAUAGUUCCUAAUCCACAGAAUGAGUAUCACCUAAAAUUGAAUUUUAUCUUUUUUAGCACUUAAUAUCUAUUACUUAUAUCUAUUUUUUUCAGUGCUUAUUUUAAUUAAAACACAUGAAUUUUAAAUACUCUAUGUGGUGUUUCUAAGACAUAGUAAUGCUUAGUAUAAAAUUCAAGAGCCAUCCACCUAUCAGAAGUGAUGAAAUUUAAUUAGUACUCAUCACAUAUGGGAACUUUUUAAGGGGUAAGUUCUGAAACAGGACAAUAAUAAAUAUCACACUGAUGUGCAGUCCAAAACAUGUACUAUAUCACCAUUGGACUCAUGUAUUAAGAGAAGAUAAAAAAAUUGAGGUGGAUAUCUUGUUUUGUGUUGUGAAUUACUGAAAAUUCUUAGUAGUUGUGACAUUUUUGAGUGAAAUCACCAUUUCCACAUUUGAGUUAGAAGGGCUUUUAUAGUUCAUUUUUCCUCCCCACUGUUAAUAAUCCUCUUUCAGUGUUUUAGUGGCCUUGAACAACUGGUUUAGCUACCGUGUCCGAUCCUAAGUGUAUGAUUAUGUGCGAUGUUCAAUACCUCAUAUAAUACUUGUUCAACAGUAUAAGUGAUAUCAAUGGCAUUGAGAUGGAAUUUUUGUUCUACAUAUUUUUCAAUGAUUAUUCUUUGAAAUGUUGACGAUUAUAUCAGGCUUUAACAUUUUUUAGUUGUUUAAAUAAGUAAUAUUUUCCAAAUAAUAAAAUAACUACUGAUAUCUCUUGGAAUAUUAUGUAAAAUGUAGUUAUAAAAUUCUAUUUUCUACAUAGAGUUUUUAUCUUUUUUUUCUUCUUUGUCUGUUUUACAACUCAUAUAUAUGCAUGAAAUAGCAAAUUGUGGAAGUGUCCAAUAGCUAGGCUUAAAACUUUACUGUGCCAGUAUAUGUACAAUGGCAAAACUUGGUUUCAAUUAAAAACGACUAAAUUAUUUACCAUAUUGAAUAUUAAAUAUCUCUAGGUAACUUGUAAAUAAAAAGUUUUCCCCAUUUUGACACAUUUUCCCUUAAAAGUUUCUUAUAAUCUUUGAAAAAAAUUUAAAAUAUAUAAGCACAAGGUCUAAAGCUAAUAUCUACAAUGCUAGGUUUAUUCUUGAGUUUCAAUAACAUGGAUUUUAGCUGGAGCUUAAAGUCAUUUUGGUGUAUAUUAUUUCUUGGAUAAUUGUAGGACUAAAGUUUUAGUGGUGGUGCAAUUUACAAAUAUUAUAAUUGUAAUAUCUUACAAGGUUAUUAAGAUUAUACCAUAUGAUUACAUAUUGCAUUUCAUUUUCAAAGAAAUUUAACACAUGCCAUUUUGUUUGACUCUUUUCAAAAACAUAAUAAAUCAUAUUAGUCCUGGUUGUUUGAUGAGAAAACUGAGGCACAGAGUAGCAAUGCGAAGUAUUUAAAAAUUACAUAGUUGUUACUUUGGGAACAGGUAAAAUAACCCAAGACUUUCAAUACAGCCAUUUUACAACUAAAAUAGAAAGACAUGUUUGAAAUAUCUCUAUUCACUGCAUUAGUUGAAGAUUUUCCAAAUACUGGAAGCAGUAUCAAAAUAUGUGAUUAAACAGAUCUACAAUAAGUAUGUUAUUUUUGAAGUCUUUGUUUCUAAUUUGCUUGAUUUGGAACAACUGGAUGAAAUGUUAAUCACCAUUGACUUUGGUCAGCAUAAGUAACCAAAUAUUGGGACAAAAUGUAUAGUUUAGUGACUAUAGUUUUCUUUUUUUUUAAUCUUUUGGUUAACAUUGUUUAAGUGACCUUAAAAUACUGAUAAUUUGAUUUAUUUCCCACACAAAUUUCUCUAAUAAACUCUAUCUGUAGUAACAAA